CUGUCAUUGGCUGACUGCUUUAUAAGCGCGGCCUAUCACGUCACACCGCACUCAGCUGGCCCAAUGUCAAGGCCUGUGAUUGGUCCAAACGUUUGGCGCCUCUUAAAUCUGCGGCAGCGGCCAGUGGGUGGUGAGAAGAGAGCGGGCACCGGGGUUGUUGUCGAAUUGAAGAGAAUUCGGCGGCGUAAACAUAUUUUGUUUGUGUGUGUAACAGCCGGGUUCAAACUCAGAUCGCGCCGAGCCUGUUUAAGUAAAGUCACGGCACUGCCGGAGUGAAAGGUUUUGUCCUUGUUAGCUAACUGCUCGCCAGCUAUCGCGCUAUCCCCCCCAGCUAGCUAGCAAGCUAAUCGGCAACACAAAGGACGACUUUGCUCAGCGCGGUCUUGAAUGACGACGGAGCCUCUGUAUGUGCCUCUUUUUUCCCCGAAUGUCAUUGACUCCUGUAAUGUCAGGCGACUCUUAUGUUUGGUAACUUAGUCACAGCUAAGCUAGCUAAGUCGGGGUGUAAACUUCCAAGGAGCCUUCCAUUCAUGCCGGUGCUGCCGUCCAUCACUCCUUUAGUACUUCACGUCCAUCAUGGUGCUGACUGGGAAGCGUUCAGAGAAAGGUCCGGGGCGCUGGAAGAGGAGAGUCAAGUCUGAGUACAUGAGGCUGCGCCAGCUCAAGCGCUUCAGGCGGGCCGACGAAGUCAAGAGCAUGUUCAACACCAACCGCCAAAAAAUCCUGGAGCGCACCGACAUCUUGAACCAGGAGUGGAAGACCCGCCGCAUCCAGCCGGUCCACAUCAUGACGUCUGUGAGCUCGCUCAGAGGCACGCGAGAGUGCACGGUGGACAGCGGCUUCUCCGAGUUCCCGCGUCAAGUCAUCCCCCUGAAGACCCUGAACGCCGUGGCCUCCAUCCCUGUCAUGUACUCGUGGUCGCCGCUGCAGCAGAACUUCAUGGUGGAAGAUGAGACGGUGCUCUAUAACAUUCCAUACAUGGGAGACGAGAUCCUGGACCAGGAUGGCACCUUCAUCGAGGAGCUCAUUAAGAACUACGAUGGCAAAGUCCACGGAGACAGAGAAUGCGGCUUCAUCAACGACGAGAUCUUCGUGGAGUUGGUGAGCUCGCUGGCGCAGUACAGCGACAACGAGGACGAGGAGGAAGAAGAGCCCGACUUCAAGAUGGAGAUGUGCGAUGGCAAGGAGCACCUGGAGGACGCACACCACAUCAAUGAGAGCCGUACAAACGAUUGCAGCAGGAGGUUUCCCUCUGACAAGAUCUUUGAAGCCAUCUCAGCCAUGUUCCCUGACAAAGGUUCUACUGAAGAGCUGAAAGAGAAGUACAAGGAGCUGACACAGCAGCAGCUUCCUGGCGCCUUGCCUCCAGAGUGCACGCCCAACAUCGAUGGGCCCAACGCUCGCUCCGUGCAGCGCGAGCAGAGCCUGCACUCCUUCCACACGCUCUUCUGCAGGCGCUGCUUCAAAUACGACUGCUUCCUGCAUCGUGAGUCUUUCCACGCCACUCCCAACACGUACAAGCGGAAGAACCUGGAAAACCUGGUGGACAGCAAGCCUUGUGGCGAGGAUUGCUACAUGUACCUGCUGCAGGAGGGGAUAGCGAACGAGUAUCCUGCGGGGGGCGCCGGCGAGCGUGCCAAGACGCCCUCCAAGCGUACGACGGGGCGGCGCCGUGGACGACUUCCUAACAGCAACAGCCGCCCCGGCACACCCACCGUUUCCUCGGAGGCGAAGGACACGGACAGCGAGCGAGAAGGCAGCAAAGAUGACGAGGAAGACAAGAAGGACGACAACAGCAGCAGCUCAGAAGGAAACUCGCGCUGUCAGACGCCCGUCAAGAUGAAGCUUAUCGCCGAGACGCUGGAGUGGAGCGGCGCCGAGGCCUCGCUGUUCCGCGUCCUCAUCGGCACGUAUUACGACAACUACUGCGCCAUCGCGCGCCUCAUCAGCACCAAGAGCUGCCGACAGGUGUACGAGUUCCGGGUCAAAGAGUCGAGCAUCAUCGCCCGCGCCCCGGCCGAAGACGAGGACACGCCCCCCAGGAAGAAGAAGAGGAAGCACCGGCUGUGGGCCACUCACUGCAGGAAGAUCCAGCUGAAGAAAGACGGCUCGUCCAAUCACGUCUACAACUACCAGCCGUGUGACCACCCGCGCCAACCCUGCGACUCGUCGUGCCCGUGCGUCACCGCUCAGAACUUUUGCGAGAAGUUCUGCCAGUGCAGCUCAGAGUGUCAGAACCGCUUCCCGGGCUGCCGCUGCAAAGCUCAGUGCAACACCAAGCAGUGUCCGUGCUACUUGGCAGUGAGGGAGUGCGACCCCGACCUCUGCCUCACGUGUGGCGCCGCCGAGCACUGGGACAGCAAGAACGUCUCCUGCAAGAACUGCUCCAUCCAGAGGGGCGCCAAAAAGCACCUGCUGCUCGCUCCGUCCGACGUGGCGGGCUGGGGCAUCUUCAUCAAGGAGCCGGUCCAGAAGAACGAGUUCAUCUCUGAAUACUGCGGCGAGAUCAUCUCUCAGGAUGAAGCGGACCGCAGAGGCAAAGUGUACGACAAGUACAUGUGCAGCUUCCUCUUCAACCUCAACAACGACUUCGUGGUGGACGCCACGCGUAAAGGCAACAAGAUCCGCUUCGCCAACCACUCGGUCAACCCCAACUGUUACGCCAAAGUGAUGAUGGUGAACGGCGACCACCGCAUUGGAAUCUUCGCCAAGAGAGCCAUUCAGACUGGGGAGGAGCUUUUCUUUGACUACAGGUACAGUCAAGCGGACGCUCUCAAGUACGUUGGCAUCGAGCGGGAGGCGGAGAUGGCCUGAUGUCUACUUCACCUGUGACGGAGCCUUACACACACACACACACACACACACUUCAGGAGAACAAGACAUGUUAGCAACAUUUCAGGAACAAUCUUUUAGUCUUCUGGAGUGUCUCUUCAGCAAGUUUUGGUCUGAACCCAAAGAACAAGACUUUUCUUUUUUGCUGUGAGAUAAAUCAUCUCCAUUCAACUUCAGGGACCAAAUUCACCAGCAGACGGCUUCUUUUUUUAAACUGACAACUUGUUCACAGGCUGGCUUGUUUCUAGAAAACCAUCUGUAUUUUUAUGUUCUGAUAGUUAUGAUGCAGCAAACUUUUUUUACUUCUGGUGCUGAAGACUUUCUGAGACUCAGCCAAAAAUGUCGUUUAAUAUUCAUCUGCUGUCUUCUUGUCAAAAGGCAAAAUGUUCACAACGAUAAAGAAUUUGAUUGACAAA
Messenger RNA from Entelurus aequoreus (snake pipefish), 3248 nucleotides. RefSeq names its product enhancer of zeste 2 polycomb repressive complex 2 subunit (gene ezh2). Gene Ontology annotation, molecular function: histone H3K27 methyltransferase activity; protein binding. The transcript is spliced from 19 exons. NCBI's taxonomy places the organism in Eukaryota, Metazoa, Chordata, Actinopteri, Syngnathiformes, Syngnathidae. Gene Ontology annotation, biological process: chromatin remodeling. The record is from RefSeq and is a predicted model, not a curated record. Bases 577 to 2814 code for a protein of 745 amino acids.